Molecule: messenger RNA, 1496 nt
Organism: Prorocentrum cordatum
Lineage: Eukaryota; Dinophyceae; Prorocentrales; Prorocentraceae
Source: the annotation of a GenBank genome assembly
AGGCCGCGCGCGGGGGGGCGCUGACUCCCCCGCCCGGGCGCGUCAUGAGCGCCCCUGCCGCCGCGGACGCGGGCGCCCCGGGGCACACGGAGGCCGCGGCUGGCAAUGGCGACGGCACGGUCGAGGAGGUCGACAAGGGUGCCCGUAUUCGGCUCGGCAUCCCGCGCCCAGCCAGCGCUGUUGCACCUCUGGCCUGGAGGCCGCCAGACACGUAUUCGCAGCUUUCGAUCUUGAUUGGAAUAGGGGGAAAAGCGGGCAGAGGGAUUUUCAUGCACUUCGCGUGCUCCCUCUGUUUGUCCUCUCGGAUCUCAUGCUUUUCUUCCACAUCACACUUGCAUGCCCCGCCCCGUCCAGCUCGCUGCACUCCGCCGCGGUAGCAAGACCAUCUCGUGGGGAGCUUUCCCGCUGAACCGGUCAGCCACACUCGCCCUCCCCAGGCUGGAGAGGUGGAGCCACCCCUCGGAGGUUUCGGAGGCGUCAGCGCGGAGCCGAGCCAUCGGUCGGCCGUUGGCGUUCCCUGGGCAGCCUGUCUGUUGAAGGGUUCUGCGCGAUUGCAUAUUCUAACGGCCAGUGGGGGCUGCCUGGCACCGGAGAUCAGGGGUCUAUCGUGGCCCCUCCACGAUGGGAUCUUCUGCCUUAAGAGUGUCAUUUUUAUGUUGAUGGUGACCGCAACAAUUCUGUACACCCCACGCGGCGGUCACCGCGCAGCACAGAAGUCUACCCGAGGAUUGCAAUGAGAGGCCAUCUCCAGAGGUGGGGUGCCGACUCUGGCUUGGUCGUGUGUUUUAGCAACCGCUCUGUAAAGCUGUUGCUGACAUCAUCAAGUCUGACAGUGAAGAAGGGAGCUUGGCGCCAACAUUACUUAUAUGAUUGAGCUGCGACGGAGUGUUGAGAGCUCUCUUUAUAAUGCGUACCAGGGCCUGGUAGGUUUGUGUGUGUGUGUGUGUGCGCGCAUAUGUGUGCGAUGAGGUUAGAUAGGUGUGUGUGUGUGUGAGAGAGCGAGAGAGAGAGAGAGGCUGAACUUCAUUCGAACGUGUUGCCACCAAGCCGUGUAGAGGUUCCCCACAGUAGGGGUCGACAGAUGCAUUGCACGUGUUGCUUCGAGCCCUUGGUCAUUGGCAUCGCGCUGCGCAGCGGAAAUUGUUGCGCGCUCUGUUUCUUCAGGAUUGUCGGCCCUGGUGCACGUAGUGGGCUUAUCGAUUAUCGCUGAUAUGGCAGCUGCUGUUUGACCUCUAAACGGACUUGACCGAGGCCAUGCGCUCGGACCAAGCGGGUGUAACUUGACAUCCUGUCACCAAGGAGUCCCUCGGCUCAUCGUGUUCGACCUGGACGCAUGCUUGUGGAGUCCAGAGAUGUUCGAGCUCAACUCGGCUCCACAAGCCUACGACAAGGAGGCCGACGGAGUCCGCGCCGGGCGCGACGUCGUUCGCUUGUUCCCCGGCGCGGCCGCCGUGCUCCGCGCCAUUCGGGCGGAAGCCCGCUUCGAGCACACGGAG